GCCGGGCGGGCGCCGCCAUGUUGGGGGUCCUCGUAGCGAGCGCGUAGGUGUCCUCAUAAGAUGCCGGCUCGGCGGCGCCCGGCUUUUUUCCCCCCAAGAUGGCGUCCAUGCGGGAGAGCGACACGGGCCUGUGGCUGCACAACAAGCUGGGGGCCACGGACGAGCUGUGGGCGCCGCCCAGCAUCGCGUCCCUGCUCACGGCCGCGGUCAUCGACAACAUCCGCCUCUGCUUCCACGGCCUCUCGUCGGCCGUGAAGCUCAAGCUGCUGCUUGGGACGCUGCACCUCCCGCGCCGCACGGUGGACGAGAUGAAGGGCGCGCUCACGGAGAUCAUCCAGCUGGCCACCCUGGACUCGGACCCCUGGGUCCUCAUGGUGGCCGACAUCCUGAAGUCCUUUCCUGACACCGGCUCCCUGAACCUCGAUCUCGAAGAGCAGAACCCCAACGUUCAGGACAUCCUAGGAGAGCUGAGAGAAAAGGUGAACGAGUGCGAGGCCUCGGCCAUGCUCCCGCUGGAGUGCCAGUACCUGAAUAAAAACGCCCUGACCACCCUGGCCGGGCCCCUCACGCCCCCGGUGAAACACUUUCAGUUGAAAAGGAAGCCGAAGAGCGCCACGCUGAGGGCGGAGCUCCUGCAGAAAUCCACCGAGACCGCGCAGCAGCUGAAGAGGAGUGCGGGCGUGCCCUUCCACGCCAAGGGCCGCGGGCUGCUCCGCAAGAUGGACACGACGACCCCGCUCAAAGGCAUCCCGAAGCAGGCGCCCUUCAGGAGCCCCACCGCCCCCAGCGUCUUCAGCCCCGCCGGGAACCGGACCCCCAUCCCGCCGUCGCGGACGCCGCUGCGGAAGGAGAGGGGCGUGAAGCUGCUGGACAUCUCGGAGCUGGACAUGGUGGGUGCCGGCCGGGAGGCGAAGCGGCGGCGCAAGACGCUGGAUGCGGAGGCGGUGGAGAAGCCGGCCAAGGAGGAGACGGUCGUGGAGAACGCCACCCCGGACUACGCGGCCGGCCUGGUGUCCACUCAGAAACUCGGGUCCUUGAGCAGCGAGCCUGCGCUGCCCUCCACCAGCUACCUGCCCGCCACGCCCAGCGCGGUCCCAGCCUCGUCCUACAUCCCCAGCUCCGAGACCCCGCCAGCCCCAUCUUCCCGGGAAGCCAGCCUGCAGGCCAGCCGGCCGCCCGAGGAGCCCAGUGCCCCAAGCCCCGCGCUGCCUGCACAGUUCAAGCAGCGGGCACCCAUGUACAACAGUGGCCCAAGCCCUGGCCCCGCGCCCCCUGCACCCAGCUCGCCCCUGACGCCCACCACGCCCCCAGCCGUUGCCCCCGCCGCCCAGACGCCUCCGGUGGCCAUGGUGGCCCCCCAGGCCCAGCCCCCUGCCCAGCAGCAGCCCAAGAAGAACCUGUCGCUCACGAGGGAGCAGAUGUUCGCUGCGCAGGAGAUGUUCAAGACGGCCAACAAGGUCACGCGGCCCGAGAAGGCCCUCAUCCUGGGCUUCAUGGCCGGCUCCCGAGAGAACCCGUGCCAGGAGCAGGGCGACGUGAUCCAGAUCAAGCUGAGCGAGCACACGGAGGACCUGCCCAAGUCGGACGGCCAGGGCAGCACCACCAUGCUGGUGGACACCGUGUUCGAGAUGAACUACGCCACGGGCCAGUGGACGCGCUUCAAGAAGUACAAGCCCAUGGCCAACGCGUCCUAGGCCGCCGCCGCCGCCUCGGGUUUAGGUUCCGUGUCCCUGGGGUGUUUUGGACUCGGUUUUUAAAUUUUAACGUGGGUGGGUUCCCUCGUGUGUGAUUUGAGGCACUUUUUUGGAUUCAAUCUUACUUUUUUGAAUGUUCAACUUGGCCAAAAAAGUUGUAACUUCCUGAUCGUAGCGACAGCUCUGCCUGGUAGACGGAUCUUUUUUAUUUUUCUUAAGUUCCGCCCGCCUGGGGGGAGGCCCUUCCUCGCUGGAGCAGCGCGCUCCCCGCCCCAUGAGGCAGAGGGACCAAAGCGGGCGCUGAGGGCAGGGCGGGGCGGGGCGGGCCCGGGCCGUAGGCGCCCCGCGGGGUUGGGGUUUGUAUGUGUCUUUUGUACGGUCGCGAGCCUCUGAGCCCAGUCCCUGGGUCACCUGUUUCCAUUGUAAAAACGACCUGAGUCAUUAAAGUUGAGCUUUUCUAAAGAAAG
Molecule: messenger RNA, 2161 nt
Organism: Sus scrofa (pig)
Lineage: Eukaryota; Metazoa; Chordata; Mammalia; Artiodactyla; Suidae
Gene: NELFA
Product: negative elongation factor complex member A
Biological process (GO): negative regulation of transcription elongation by RNA polymerase II
Cellular component (GO): NELF complex
Source: RefSeq, a predicted model, not a curated record